Molecule: messenger RNA, 783 nt
Organism: Exophiala spinifera
Lineage: Eukaryota; Fungi; Ascomycota; Eurotiomycetes; Chaetothyriales; Herpotrichiellaceae
Exons: 2
Coding region: 1-783 (260 amino acids)
Source: RefSeq, a predicted model, not a curated record
AUGAUCUCUCCCGUCUGUAGAUUAAUGGCCUUGGCCAUAUUCACUGCUCUAGCUUUCGCAAAAACACUUGAGAAUGAACCCCCAACGAAUCCACCCAUCGAGAAACGAGCAUACUUCGAAGAUAGUUACAAGAUAUUUCUCCGCAAACGCAAUGCCCAUGCCUGCAUGAUGUCCAUCGUCUUCAUUGUUCUAUUUCCUCUGGGAGCCAUAGCACAACAUCUCCCGCUCAAGGGCAUGCGUGUGACGAGUCGCGUCCACGCUCCGAUCCAGCUCCUCGGCCUCGCCAUGAUGAUCGGUGCCAUGGGCCUGGGCAUCGACAUUGCCAAAAACGACCUGAACUAUUUCACCCCGGUCAAGGCCCACGUUGCGAUUGGACUGCUUGUGACGUGCACUGUCAUCGUCGUUCAGCCGGCGAUGGGUAUCCUCCAACAUCGACAAUUCAAGCGGACCGGCGGCAGGAGUGUCUUUGCAUAUGUUCAUCGAUGGACAGGCCGUGUCGUGAUCUGUCUUGGCUGGAUCAACUCGGGAUUGGGCUUUCAACUAGUUGGCAUUCCGCCUGUCAAGACUCAUUCUCUCGUCCGCAAUUUUGUUAUAAUGGGCGUCCUGGGGGGAGCUUGGUUUCUUCUAGUAGGGACAGACGGCCUCCGAGAACAUGUGUGGCACAAGAAUCGUCUAUCUUCAUACUGUCUGGGCUGGAGUCGAGGAUUCAGGUUGUAUGAUGGGGCCGUGAACAGAGAUACAGACGAUCGGCCCAAGGAGCAGAACAACGUAGGCACAUCGUGA